CGUUGACUCCGUUUGCAUGGACUGUUUGCUGCCCCUUAGAGUGGGCAAGAGUGGGCAGGAGAUGGUGGUCUUCUUCGCCGUUAAGGAAGAGAGUGGCUUGUUUCUUGUCGUUACUUUCUCGAUACUUGCCGCAAUUGCACGCCGGAAGAUUCCAAGUAAGAUCUUUGGUAACCGGAGAGAUUGCAGUUUCCCGGCAGUAUUCAACUUCGGCGAUUCGAAUUCCGACACCGGUGGUAAAUCAGCCGCAUUCCAUAGGCUCCCUUCUCCUAACGGCGACACCUUCUUUCACAAACCUUCUGGGAGCUGAGAAGUUGGGUUUGCCGUACGUGGAUGCGUAUUUGAAUUCCAUCGAAACCAAUUUUCUACAUGGUGCGAACUUUGCCACUGGAGGCUCUCCGAUUCAGCCACUGGAUUCAAAGAUGUUCGAGGCGGGAUUCAGUCCGAUUUCCCUUGAUAUACAGCUUUUGCAGUUCGAGCAGUUCAAAGCACGAACUGAGGAGCUAUACAAUGAAGCUACAUCUUCUUAUGUCAAAACCAGUCUUCCAAGACCAGAGGAUUUUCCUAAGGCAUUAUACACUUUGGAUAUUGGGCAGAAUGAUCUGACUGCUGGGAUCAAAUCCAUGACAGAGAAACAACUUCUAGCGUCCAUGCCACAUAUUAUCAAUCUACUUGCUCAUGCAGUAGAGAAACUAUACCAACUAGGUGCAAGAGUGUUUUGGAUUCAUAAUACUGGUCCUAUUGGUUGUUUGCCUUAUUCUCUUAUAAAGUAUCCUCCAAAGCCUGGAAACAUGGACCAAAAUGGUUGUAUAAAAUCCCACAAUGAGAUUGCCAAGGAAUUCAAUAGGCAGCUCAAAGAGACGGUAUCCCAACUUCGAGUGCAACUUUCUGAUGCUGUACUUACUUAUGUUGACGUCUUUUUGGCCAAAUAUUCAUUAAUCUCUGAAGCACAGAAGCAUGGUUUUGUAAAUCCACUUGGUUAUUGUUGUGGGCAUGAUGGGGAUUAUUACGUUCAGUGUGGGAAGAAGGCAAUGGUAAAUGGGACAGAAAUCUUUGGGGCUGCAUGCAGUGAUCCUUCCCUCUACAUUAGUUGGGAUUCUAUACAUUAUUCUCAUGCUGCAAAUAGAUGGAUAGCCUACCAUAUUGUUGAUGGUUCUCUCUCAGACCCUCCAGUUGCCAUCACUCAAGCUUGUCACGGCCCUGCUCGUUCGUAGGUGCAAGCUGAAAUCUUCAAUUCUGAAGUUUUGAAUCGGUUGAUGAAAAUGAUCAUUAUUCCAUAUUUAUGUUUGUAAGUCUACUUGUUAUUUUUAUUUUUUAUCUUUUACUGAAAAAACAACAAAUUACAAUCUUGAACAUUGAAAGCUGUUUUGUUGGUUUGGCAAUUUGACGAAUUUCAUGGCGAUUCUGCAAAGAAGUGGUUUUCUUAACCAAAGUGGUUACCUUGCAAAGAAAUUAUAUUGCAAAGAAGUGGUUACCAUUCAAUUCGUUUGUGUACCAUAGCAGGCUAAGGAGUUUUCAAUUGUGUUUAGAUCAAAUGGCACUCACUCCCUAUGGAUUGUUGCAGGCAGGCAGGCACCUAAUGUGAGAAGUCUGGUGCCACAGUGAAUAGAACUUACUUCUGUGAUCAUUCAAAAUAAAUUUUCUGGGAUGCGAUACAUUAUAGAGCUGCAAAUACAUGACUGACCAAUCUUAUAGUGGAUGACUAGCUCUCAGAUUCCCUUGCAGUACCCCUCUUUGAAGAAUGUCAGACAACUGUUUUCUUAGUAAAUUUAAAGUGAUUUCCUGAACCGAAACUAUAUAAACUAGGAGCGAGGGAGUAAGUUUUCUCUCAAAAUCUCAGACCCUUCUCUGUUCUGGCACUGACCUUGUCACAAGCUCAUAAGCUUGGUGGGUAAAGUCUGCAAUUAAAGAAGUAACUAAAUCCUAGUUGAAAAUUUCUUUUUUGGUUGACAAUCCUAGUUGAAAACUUGAAAUAUGGUGUUAGGUUCCCUGAUAGAGAUGGGUCAUGUAUGACGUGGACUUUUAUGGCUGCAUUCUUAAUAUGGUUAUUCUAAGUCUCUUCUCUAUGGCAAAGCAAUAAACUUGACAAUCGACUUUAUAUUUAUUAUUUCUAAACGACAAUAAUAUAUGUUAACUCGCACAAAUUUGACCUGAAAAGUUGCGACUUGGCCAGUUUGUGAAGUUGCGACUUGACCAGUUUGUGAAGCCCGAAGAUAGUUUCUUCGUCCAACGAAGUAGUAUAUUCCUGCAGUAAUAGCUACCAAUCACGGUAAGAGUUUGCCAGAUUACUGAUUUGAGUUUCACUUCCUUACAGAAAACUUAUAGAACUAAAAUUAGUUUUUAUCUUUCUAUGAAAUAUAGAUUAAACUUUAGCCUGCUUUUUUCACUUUUUAGAAUCAGUGCUUAAGAAGGGGUAAAAAAAAAAAAAAAAAAAAAGGAAGUGUUUUUAGCAGAAACUCAAAAGUUUUCCCUUGUCUCUUACACGUGUACUAUGUGUGUGUGUGUGUGUGUGUUAUUAGACUUGUGAAUCCUACUCUUGCCAACUCAUUUCCAUCAUUGGUUAUUGAAAUUUAUGUAUCGUUUCUAAGUAAUUAACUGUUCCUUCUACAAAGCCAACAAAUCUUGCUUUAAGCUGCUAGCAAUAUUGAUGAUCGCUUGUUCAAACUCUAGUAGCAUAUCUUGCCUUUUUCUGCAAGAAAGGUCUAAGGUAACAACUUGAGGUGUAUAUGGACUGGGUGAUCAGCACAAGAUGGAGGGAUUCUUGGGAACUGAAGAAGGGUAUCGAAGCAGUGUCAAUGGGAGUUGUUCUAGCUGGUGCAUUUUCAAUUCAUUUGGACAGAAAAAGAAAUUGGAUUCUGGUUGGCAUAUCCAUUACUAACUUAAGGAGUUAGGUAGUUUUAUCGUAUCAACGAAGGACGUCAAGUUGACUGCUCUUCUGAGCUCAGAAGUUCGGUUUGCAAUAUUUGAGUGCUUAUCUGGAUUCCUCGUUAUGAGCAAAUUUAACAACUGGAGGAUCUACAAUUCAGCCAUAAGAUGGGCGCAUGUUUGAUGCAAAAUUCAGCCCCAUUUCUCUUGACAUACAGAUUUUGCAAUUCCUACUGUUACAAAGCUCGUGCCAGUUAGCCUAACGAUAAAAAUUCUCACAUCAAAAACAGUCUCCUUAGACCAGGGGAUUUCUCCAAGGCCAUGUACACAUUGCCCAUAGGACGGAAUGAUCUUUAUGCUGGACUAAUAUGGAUGACAGCAGAGCAAGUAUCUAUUUCCAAUUUCACUGAUCGGUUAGGUUUCGCAAUAGAGUUCUCAUCCUAUACAUAUUCAGCAGCAAGAGCUUGGUGGAUCCAGAACACGGGGCUGCUUGCCUAUAAUUCUCAAACUUUCCACCACAACCUGGUGACAUGGACCAAAUCGGUUGUUCAAAGUCUCAAAAUGAGGUAGCUGAGGAAUUUAACACACAACCCAAAGACAGCGUUUCCAAACUAAGGACCAAACUUUCAGACGCUAACCUUACCUAUGUGGAUGUUUAUGCAGCAAAAUAUAACUUACCAGCGAAGCAGUGAAGUACGGUUUUUGAAAUCCUUUUGGGUUUGUACUGGACACUAUGGAGAAUAUUUUCAUUGCCGUGGGAUGAAUGUAGUUGUUAAUGUCUGGGACAGUGUGCAUCAUUCUCAUGCAGCAAACCAGUGGGAGACCAGCUUAUUCUGGAUGGCUCUUUUUCAGACCCUCCAAUUUCAUUAUUUCACUCACCAAAGCGUGUCAGAUUGCUGAACCAUGAUUUUUUAGUUUGGUUUCUUUCGGUUGUGUAUUAUAUUUUGUAUGCAAACUUUGACUUGAAAACCUAAAAAUAGAAAACUCAAUUGUUGAAGGUGAGGAUUCAAUUGCGUGAGUA
Ziziphus jujuba (common jujube) is the source of this 3883-nucleotide messenger RNA. RefSeq names its product GDSL esterase/lipase At5g14450-like. The transcript has 10 exons. The coding region runs from base 420 to 1211 and encodes 263 amino acids. The record is from RefSeq and is a predicted model, not a curated record. NCBI's taxonomy places the organism in Eukaryota, Viridiplantae, Streptophyta, Magnoliopsida, Rosales, Rhamnaceae. Gene Ontology annotation, molecular function: hydrolase activity, acting on ester bonds.